AGGCGGGGCUUUCGUCAGCCCUGCAGGGACCCAGGCACCUUCCCCCCAGUCACAGCUCAGGCAUUCCCAGCCCCUCUGUGUGCCGGAGCCCAGCGGUGGGAUGGCGGCUGGGAGGAAGGUCCUGACUCUGGACUCUGUGAAUCCGUGUGUCAAAGGCGCCAGGCUCCCCACGCUGGGGCCCCUGCUGGAGAGGGCCUCGGAAAUCCAGCGACAGCUGGCGCAGAGCCCCCCCUUGGUGGGGGCAUUUUGCUCUCUGCCCCAGGGAGAGGAGAAGCCCUUCCGGGAGGUUAUCUGGUGCCACUCGGGGGACCCCCACGCUGCAGGCCAAAGACCCAUCACCUUCCUACGCCAGGUGGCUGCCAUCUGCGCUUACCCAGAGCUGCUGCAUGCUGACUCCAUGCCACGGGACGCCAAGCAGCGAGCCAGCCGCAUCCUGCAGGAGCUGCACAGCUCCAGCGCCGGGGCGUAUAACAUGGAGUACGUCACCACCGCUGUCCCCCAGAGGGUGGCCCGCUACCUAGAGAGGAGAGACGGGGGCAUCCGCUGUGACCCCAGGAACAUCGUCAUGUGCGGGGGCAUCACCACGGCCAUAGUGGACUUCCUCUCCCUGGUGGUCAAUGAGCAGGACCCCAGGAGGGCGGGCGUGCUGCUGCCAGUGCCCGGGCACCCUCUCUUUGCGGACGCCGUAGCACUGGCCGGUGCUAUCGGGGUGCAGUACCACCUGGACGAGGAGGGCGGCUGGGCCCUGGACGUUGGGGAGAUCAGGCGGGUGCUCGGCCAAGCCAGGGGACACUGCACCCCCAAAGUGCUCUGCGUCAUCAACCCUGGAUACCCGACGGGCCACGUGCUGAGCAGGAGACACAUGCAGGAUGUUCUUCAGUUGGCUGCCCAGGAGAGGCUGCUCCUGCUGGCGGAUGAGGUUCACCAGGACUGUGUGUUCACCCCGGACGCCCCCUUCCUCUCCUUUAAGCGGGUUCUGUGUGAGCUGGGCCCCGCAGUCUCCAGCGCGGUGCAGCUAAUCUCCUUCUACUCCGUCUCCAAGGGCUUCGCCGCAGAGGGCGGUUUCCGGGCCGGCUUCUUUGAGCUUGUGAACAUCGACCCAGCAAUCAUGAAACGCUUCUGCUCCUGGGGAAUGUCCAUCUAUCCCCUGAUCCUGGGCCAGGUCCUGCUGGAUGCCCUGAUGGAACCGCCACUGCCCGGGGAGCCCUCCUGCCGGACCUUCAUGGCAGAGAAGCAGGCAGUGCUGAGCGACCUGGCCCACAAAGCGCAGCUGACCCAGGAGAUCUUCAGCCAGGUGCCCGGGAUCCGCUGUAACCCCGUGCAGGGCACCAUGUACUCCUUCCCCAGGAUCCAGAUCCCAGCCAGGGCUGUGCAGGAGGCCCAGGCCCUCGGUCUGGAGCCUGAUUUCUUCUUCUGUCAGAAGCUGCUGGAGGCGACGGGGAUCGUACUGGCCCCAGGGAGCACCUUCGGGCAGCGCCGGGGCACCCACCACGUCAGCUCAUAGUAGGGGCAGCCCAGUGCUGGUGCACUAUUGGCCCAAAGUGAAUUCAGCUCAGCAGCCUGUAACUAGAUUCCUAAUAGAAUCAAAGCUAGCUCUGACAUUCAACAGUAGAGAGAGGAGAUGGCACAAUUAGUGUUUGAAGACAGCCCAUACCAUCAAGUACAAAUACCUGUCCUCUACUUCUCUCAAUUCACUGGGGUGUGGAACCCAUGUCCCUUGUCUAGCAAGUGCUACUUAGGUGAUGGUGAGACCCUCUGUCAUAAAACAGUUUCAUUGUCCUUGAUUCACAUAAUCAGGGUAACAACACUUUAUUCCUCCUGCCCCAAUAACAGAGAAACUGGGGAUCCCACCCCAUCCAAAGUAACCACUAUCAGUUGCUGUUGUUUCAUGCCAGGCGGGUGGGUGUGCCUAUGCAAACGAGAUCAGCCCCUGAAGUUCUUUUCCACACUCGCCAUAAUUCACCACCAGAUGUCAGGGUAGAGUUCAUCCUAACUCUGCUUACAGAAGGAAUCUGUAAACUCAGUAAUAAAGAAACAAAUCAACAGAGCCAGACGUGUACCCAGAAGCCUCCUGCUACAAGACAGGCCCAAAAAAGAAACCAACAGAACUCCACUGGCCAUCACCUACAGUCCUCAGCUUAAACCUCUCCAACGCAUCAUCAGUGAUCUACAACCCAUCCUGGACAAUGAUCCCUCGCUUUCACAGACCUUGGGAGGCGGCCAGUCCUCGCCCACAGACAACCCGCCAACCUUAAGCAUAUUCUCACCAGCAACCACACAUCGCACCAUAACAACUCUAACUUAAGAACCAAUCCAUGCAACAAACCUCGAUGCCAACUCUGCCCACAUAUCUACACCAGCAACACCAUCACAGGAUCUAACCAUAUCAGCUACAUCACCGGCUCAUUCACCUGCACUUCCACCAAUGUUAUAUAUGCCAUCAUAUGCUAGCAAUGCCCCUCUGCUAUGUACAUUGGCCAAACUGGACAGUCACUACGCAAGAGGAUAAAUGGACACAAGUCAGAUAUCAGGAAUGGCAAUAUACAAAAACCUGGAGAACACUUCAACCUCCCUGGCCACACAAUAGCAGAUGUAAAGGUAGCCAUCUUACAGCAAAAAAACUUCAGGACCAGACUCCAAAGAGAAACUGCUGAGCUCCAGUUCAUUUGCAAAUUUGACACCAUCAGAUCAGGAUUAAACAAAGACUAUGAAUGGCUAUCCAACUACAGAAGCAGUUUCUUCUCCCUUGGCGUUCACACCUCAACUGCUAGCAGAGCACCUCACCCUCCCUGAUUGAACUAACCUCGUUAUCUCCAUACUGAUUUAUACCUGCCUCUGGAGAUUUCCAUUACUUGCAUCUGAAGAAGUGAGGUUCUUACCCACGAAAGCUUAUGCUCCCAAUACUUCUGUUAGUCUUAAAGGUGCCACAGGACCCUC
This is a messenger RNA of Malaclemys terrapin pileata, 2937 nucleotides long. RefSeq names its product alanine aminotransferase 2-like. The record is from RefSeq and is a predicted model, not a curated record. Lineage: Eukaryota; Metazoa; Chordata; Testudines; Emydidae. The coding region runs from base 101 to 1504 and encodes 467 amino acids. The transcript is spliced from 11 exons. Gene Ontology annotation, molecular function: L-alanine:2-oxoglutarate transaminase activity; pyridoxal phosphate binding. Gene Ontology annotation, biological process: biosynthetic process.